AUGCUGACUGCUGCAACUAAAGUUUCGUCAACCUUGAGGGUGGUACAGCGUCGCUAUGCUUCAGCUUUUUCUGUGAAAGGGAUAAAAGUAGAUCAUUCACUUUGGAGACCUCUAAUUUGGGUAGUUCUGUUUGGAUCAAUGGUGUCUCAUGUAAUCGAUGCAGAAAAAAGAUUGGAGGACCUAGAUAGGAGGUAUAAGUUGAAAAUUGAUAAGCUUAAUACACUGGUACAGAGAGUCUCCGACAACGACUUCAAAUUCAAUGUAGAUGAGGAAUUGAAAAUAGUGAAUAAACUGUUUAUGAAGAAUCCAUCGAAACUCCGCCUAGUAGAUAUGAAAACAGAUAAAGUAGUCUCAGAUAUAAGGGAAGAGUCGCUGGAAGAUAUUUGGAAGCAGAUUCUACAGGAGGCUGAAGCCAGUAACGAGGGCGCAACAUUGCAUGACGCUACUGAUAUUGAUAUAGUAUCAGAUAAUGGGAAACUAAAAAUAUUAAAGGCUCGAGAAAAGCAAGCAAGAGUAAGUUCUUCCAAUAAAUAUGUCAGCAGCUCUGAACCGCUGCAAAAGAUCGAGACUUCGAAAUUUCUAUAA
Kazachstania africana CBS 2517 is the source of this 585-nucleotide messenger RNA. It is a transcript of the gene INA22, whose product is annotated as Ina22p. The record is from RefSeq and is a predicted model, not a curated record. The transcript has a single exon. The coding region runs from base 1 to 585 and encodes 194 amino acids. Lineage: Eukaryota; Fungi; Ascomycota; Saccharomycetes; Saccharomycetales; Saccharomycetaceae.